AUGGCUGUUAAGAACCCCUUUGGGUUCACGACGGGCCCGGUCACUUUUUGGCUGAUAGUCGUCUACGCAGCCUUCCUGAUACCUCUCGUAUGGAUCCACGAGUCCGUGCCGGCUGUCCCAAGCCACAGCCAGGAUCCCUACCCGGACCUCAACUUGACUGAGGCCUGGCAGGACCUGACGCACAUCACCAGAAAAUACCACCCUUACAACAGCCGUGCCAAUGACGAGGUCGGUGCGUACCUCUUGAAGCGAGUUAAGGACAUUUUGGAUCGCAACAAGGUUGACUACACCGAGGAGAAGGACGCUGGCGGCGUUAUCUGGACUCAGGACAUUAAUGAUGCCCCUGCUUCUGCCCCUGCGAGACAAGACGUGCUCCGGCGCGCAUCGACGGGCCCUUCGGUGACCAUCUUCGACGACACGAUAUCGAACACCACCUACCUUGGCACAUCGGGCUCUUUUAGCCAAUCAGGCCCGUAUGCUACGUAUUUUGAAGGCACGAACAAGCUUGUCUACAUUCGCGGUACCGAAGAUGAAGACGGAGAAUGGUGGAAUGGCAAGCGUGAUGCUCGCAAGAUUGGCCAGGGCGGCGUUCUUGUCAAUGCUCAUUACGACUCAGUUUCCACUGGCUACGGUGCAACUGAUGAUGGCAUGGGCUGCGUCAGCAUCCUGCAGAUGCUCAACUACUACACUAGCCCUGGUCAGCAGCCGAGGCGUGGAAUUGUGCUGCUGCUCAACAAUGGCGAAGAAGACGGCCUGUUUGGAGCUAGAGUCUACCACUACAGCCCUCUUUACCACUUCACUACCUCGUUCGUGAAUCUCGAGGGUGCUGGCGCCGGCGGGCGGGCCAUUCUGUUCCGGACGACCGACCUGGAGGUCACCAAGGGCUACGCAAACGCACCGCACCCCUUCGGCUCCGUCGUUGCCGCAGAUGGAUUCAAGCUCGGGGCGAUCAGAAGCGAAACGGAUUAUAAAGUAUGGACUGAAUCCUAUGGUCAGCGCGGCCUCGACAUUGCGUUCUAUCGCCCGCGGGCACGAUACCACACCAACCAGGAUGAUACCCGCCACGCCUCGCAAGAAAGUCUGUGGCACUUGCUGUCCAACAGCCUGGCGGCUGUCGACAACCUCCAAAGCACCACCGGCUAUUUCAGCGGCCGACGAAAUGAUGGAGACAAGAAGAAGGUGUCGAGCGGCUCUGGCACGGACGGUGUAUGGUUCGACAUGUUUGGAACGGGCUUCGCGCUGCUGGAGCUUCGGGGCCUUUUUGCCUGGACCCUGACAUUACUUAUUGUGUCUCCCCUCGCCCUGGCCCUGGUAACCUACAUCCUCUCCAGAAAGGACAAGUACUAUUUCUUUUCGCGAAAUGUUAGAGCCGAAGAGGAUGAAGAACCCGUGCCCCUCGGAGGUUGGAAAGGUUUUUCCCGCUUCCCGCUGGCUCUGAUCUUCUCGGCCUCGAUCACGGUUCUCUCCGCCCUUCUGGUCCGAAGGGUCAACCCUCACAUAAUCUACAGCAGUCCCUACGCAGUAUGGGCGAUGACGCUGUCUCUGUUCUUCCUCGUCUUCUGGACAGUCUCAAAGGGCGCCAGUGCUGUCAGACCGACCGCUCUUCAGCGGGGGUAUGCCCACAUCUGGUUGUUCAUUCUCAGCUGGGCCAUCCUCGUCGGGGUCACGACCGCCGCCGACAGGUUCAAGAUUGCGUCCGGCUAUCCCUUUGCAUUCUUCCAUUCCGCCGUGUUCGUUUCGACACUCAUCAGCCUCUGUGAUUUAUUCGCGCUCCCAAGCAAGAAGGACUUUGCACAGCAUGCCCAUGACGAUCAGCAAAUCAGGGAUCACAUAUCAGAGGUACCCAACUCGGACGCAUUGAUUUCCCAUCAUUCCAAUGAUGAGGACAAUACCGUCGAGGAGCCCACAGAAACAACGCCGCUUAGGAGUGGUGAGAACGAAAACGGAAACAACGGCACCAUCCGGACAACUUUUGCGACGACAUAUAGACGCUCCAUCUCGGCCAUCAUGAGCGAUACUGGGGAGGAGAACAAGGAGACAGAACAUCCUCUCGAAAAGGAGCAGCAAUGGUCCGCCAAGCUUCCAUCUUGGACCUGGUUUUUCCAACUGCUUCUGCUUGCUCCAAUCACCAUUAUCGUCUUCCUCCAGAUCGCUCUCUUCGUCGUUUCUGCGAUCAACUCAGCAGCCGCAGACGGCAACGACCCCUUGCUGGUGUAUUCAGCCAUCGCUGCUUUCAGCAUCAUCGUCCUUCUGCCCAUCACGCCAUUCAUUCACAGAGCCAGCUUCUACCUCCCUCUAUUCCUGCUUCUGAUUUUCUUCAUCAGUCUGAUCUAUAACCUUGUCGCCUUCCCCUUCUCGGCAGAAAACCGCCUGAAGGUUAGGUUCCAGCAAACGCUUGACCUGGAUCGGACGACGUCGAUCGUCUCGUUCACCGGCUUGGAGAAGUACACUCGACAGCUGAUUGCAGAGCUCCCCUCGGGAGCGGGUCAACCAGUCAACUGCACACGCGGAGCCGGGCUGUCAUCUGAAUGUCACUACAACGGUGCGGCUGUGAUGCCCCAUUUGCCCCAGUUCACCGACAGCCUUUCUGCCGACUUUUCGGAGGGCAAAUACGCCGACCUCGUGACUGUCAAUAUCAGCCACUCGAACUCAAGCAAAAAGGCCGAGUUCUGCAUUGAUGCCGUGGAGUCAAAGUCAUGUACUCUGACUUUCGACACCCCGGUAUCGUUCCACGUCCACGGAAGCGCCGGCAUAGACCCCAUCUUCAGCCAACCUACCGAGCAAGGCGUAGUAAAGCUUACACUUUGGCGCAGAGACUCGUCAAUCCCUUGGACAGUAGACGUUGAAUCGCUCGAAAGCCGAGCCGUGUCAUCCGGCGUACCGUUCGAAUCCAGUGGUCACGGCAUCGAGACAGUUCACGAAGAUCUCCGAGUCCGAAAGUCAGCAGAGUUGAGCGGAACCAUUGCAUGCCAAUGGAGCGAUGCCAAUGUUCUAGGCACCAUUCCUGCAUUCGACGAGGCUUUGCAAUUCUCCCCUGACUGGAUCGCCGUCACCAAGGCAGCUGUCGGCCUUGUUGAAGCGGAGAAGAAGUUUCGAGGUUGA
This is a messenger RNA of Colletotrichum higginsianum IMI 349063, 3102 nucleotides long. RefSeq names its product Peptide hydrolase. Gene Ontology annotation, biological process: proteolysis. The coding region runs from base 1 to 3102 and encodes 1033 amino acids. Lineage: Eukaryota; Fungi; Ascomycota; Sordariomycetes; Glomerellales; Glomerellaceae. The transcript has 4 exons. The record is from RefSeq and is a predicted model, not a curated record. Gene Ontology annotation, molecular function: metalloexopeptidase activity.